AAUCUGAAUCUACUUGACAAAUCUGUAAUGUACAGUAAUGGUGUUAUCACGCAAAUAAUUGGUUUAUUGUCGCUACACCUGGGCAUCCAUUUCCGAUGGUCAAAUCAUGUUAUUCGAAAUAAGAAUGUAGUUUUAUAUUCUAACGAUAAGAAAUGAUCUCUGUCUUAGUCGUAUACUGUCAUAUAAUUUGUUGGUUCUCUGGAUCGUAUAUUGAUCAGUCGACAGCUCUCAACGUGUUUCAGUAGUGUAGCAAUGAGACACGAGGAAAGAACCAGGCGGUUAAGACUUUGAUUCCUCUAAAUUACAGGUGAAUAAAACCAACAAGUCGUAUGGAUUAAUAAGAUGGAGUGCCCGAAGACCUGGAAUGACUCUCUGUCUAUAGUGCUAGUUAGCCUUAACCAGACCUACGAAUGUGCUCAGAAUGAAAUCGAAACCGCUGAGAAAUGGACUGCAGAGGUCAUCGUACGCGUGGCCUCGGUAAUGGCGGUGAUGAUUUUCACUCUAAUUGGAAAUUUUCUUUUAAUUGCUCUGCUGACAUACAAACCAUCUCGUCGAAAGAAACGGGUAAACAUCUUUAUCAUCAAUUUGGCCGUUGGAGAUUUAGCCGUGGCUUUUAUUACGAUGUCAACGGAAAUUGUAUUCAUAGCCUUUAACGAGUGGGUCCUCGGUCCAUUCUUGUGUAAGUUCGCGGUGUAUCUUCAGUGUGUUACGCUGUCAAGUGCAACAUUUCUGUUGACUGGAAUGAGUGUCGAUCGCUAUCAAGUCAUUGUUAAACCAAUGCAGUCACUGGCCAAGCGACCCAAAAUCUGGACCAAAGUUGUAAGUGCGUGGGUCCUUGCCUUCCUAUUUGCUUUACCACAACUCGCCAUAUUCGUAGAAGAAAUACAUAUUAAGAAUGGAAAGUCAGUGAAAAUGUGCUGGAGUCACGGCUAUACCGCACAAUGGCAGCGUAAAGUGUAUUUUUUCUUUCUCAUGACUUACGUUUUGAUUGUUCCGUCAAUAGUUAUGCUGUAUUGUUAUUAUAAAAUUGCUCAAGUGGUCUGGGCUAGAGCAAGCUCCCAUCAGCGGUCUCACGACGAUUUCGAUGGAAAAUGUCACGCGAAAUCCUCUCCCAGAGUUUCUGUUCGAGUGAGUUUGGUGUCUGCUUCCAAACAGAAAGUAAUUAAGAUGACCCUUACGGUGAUCGUUGGUUUCUUGGUCUGUUUGACUCCGUACUUCAUUAUAUCAUUUUUACGGAUUUACAGUGAUUACAAAUUAAAACUCAACGACGCGCUGUCUGUUUCGGAAAUAAUUUUCAUGGUGCAUAGUGCUUUAAACCCUGUUUUGUAUGGUAUUUUUGCACUACGAUGGGAACACGUUAAACGACUUCGUUCCAGAAUCAAGUACCGCAAAUCAAUUCGAAAUGAGAUAGCUAGACAACGCACAGUGGAUAAGAGGCGGUUCUACAAGCUUCAAUGUGGACUAAAAUUUUUUAAGAGGCAAAGCCUGUAUCAUGACACUAAUUUUAUUAUAGCAAAUCACGGUAUCCUAGAGGAAAAUGAAUUGCGAACUCGAGCUACGAACCGGUUUAUUAAGUACAGGCUUUCGCUGCCCGACGAGCAGAAAGUUGGUAAUAGAUUUUCGCGACUCUCUAGUGACGGAUGCGAGUCUUUAAGUUCAAGUGUACCGGAACAUGAUUGUGACAAGGAUACAUCUUUAUAAAGUCACUGAAGUCAUUAACAAGUACUAUUUAAUAGAAAAGUAUAUCUGUCACACUUUGAUAUUCGUACAAUCCAUAAUGAUUAUCAAAACGGAUCUAGAACUGUAAGCCUUCUGUCUUACGGAUCCAAUUGAGGGUCAGCUCAAACUUAGUGAUCACAAGUACAGUAUUUCUUUCUCAAGCGGUUUUAUUAAGCGUGAUCGUAUAGUUACAACAAUUAAAAGCAGCCCAAAUCAAGAGUCUAAGAAUCUAUCUGCUCAACAUCAUUUUACAUGGGUAUAUAGACGAUUUUACAUAUGAUGGACAGUUCUGACUAGUUCGGCCCAUUUACGACGAUCAUGAGUGAACAUUUAGUGUUCAAAAUUAAGAUUAAUAGUUUAUUCCUAAAUAAAGUAACAAAACCGUCAAAACUGCCAAUCAAGGAGUCUGGAUGCAGGAUUUGAGUCUCCGAGUCCUGGGUCUCGGAGUCCCCCACCUAGUAUGAGGCAUCACUUACUCAUAAUAUGUUCAUUUAUACAUGGCAUAAAAGGUUACAAAGGUUAAUAUAUAGAAUACACAAUACAUGACUCAAUAUAGAGUACCAGAGCUAUCGUUGCAGACACAGAAUCGCCAAAUAUGUCACUUGUUGUUAAACUCUCAAUUUGGAUAUUAUUAUGCCCGUAUUAUUCGCCUGGUUUUAUAACAUCAUUUAGGAAUACUACGCAGUGCUACAAAAUUCACAGAGUUCAUUCUGUUAAUUAUCAUUAAUACUAUUCAGUGCGCAGUACCUAGGUACACAUUAGUAUCAUAGUGACCAAUAUGUAAUACUAGCAAUUCAAGGUCAUAGCAUGGCUCUCUGUUUACAGAACUAAUAAUUUAAUUAAUGAUGAAUGAGCGCUGUAAAACUAUAAUGUUUAAAUGUACUUAUUGAUUUGUUACAUAUAUAUCUUUGCCGAAACGAAUUUGAUAGAAGAAAAUGAAUAGCUUCAACAAGAUAUCAAGACAACACGUGCACAACAUAUUGAUCAUUACACGAUAGUAUAAAACGUGCACAACAUAUUGAUCAUUACACGAUAGUAUAAAACGUGCACAUCAUAGUGAUCAUUACACGAUAGUAUGAUAGUUUCACUAAUAGUACUUUAUUUUUUUUUUCGAUGAUUGUCAUACGAUACGAUAUACACAAUUUAGUUGUUUUACGAAUUUUUACGACAAAUUUCAGGUCAAUACGGUGUUUCAAUUCCUUUAUCUUCUUGCGUAGCGUUGAACAUUAUUAUACAGAACACUUUUUUGCUAUUUAAACGAAUAGCGAUUUGAAGGAUGAAAAAUCACCAUUUUGAGGAAUAAAGAUAUUAGAGUUGCUCUUAUUAGACAAUUUAAUUUUUUAAGCCACUCAUUACUAAUUACGACUUUAAGAUAAAUCAAAGAGAUGAUAAUCCAAUUUAUAUAAUGACUGAUACCGUAAGCCAUACAGAAAUGAAUGAUAUUUGUGAAAAUAUCUUUUGCAAAAUAAUAUGCAAUUAACGCCCGUAAGAAAAAUUCAUCUGGUUGCAUAGAAAUCGUGAUGCAUGGUCAUCUAUAAGUUAAUAAAUGAGAAAUAUCCAGGAAAAAAUCUAAUAAACCAGCUGCGACAAAAUUAUCGAAUGAAAAUGAAUUAUGGCUUUGCUUCAUAGCAUGCGCGUAUACUAAUGGACUUCAGAAAAAUAUAUAUAUGGUUUUUUCCCAUACGCACAGCAGAAAACAAAAAAACCCCCCGAAAAUCAAGCAAUAAAACCUGCAUGUUCCAUUAAACAAGCAAUAACUAGAACUUGUUUUCAUUCUAGUAGAUAAAUAACCAUGGAAAAUCAAGGUACUAACAUUACCUGAGUUGGUUGAAUGAAGAAUGAUGGCUGGAAUUUGCGUUUUAUUUAACGGGAAAUGUUUAGUGAAACUGUGUGUACUCAUUAUAGAAUCGUUUCAUAGUUUAAAAAAAUAAAUGUUUCAGAUGUAUUUGACUUAUCAGCGUGAACCAUAUGCACCAUUAUAUGAAAUCUUCUGUAUUUACGUGUAAGCUACAUUACAUUAACGAGAACUUUCAAUACCAUGUUUUUAUCGAGUAACUUACAUGCUAAUCCUUUAUUAAUAAACU
This is a messenger RNA of Magallana angulata, 3803 nucleotides long. RefSeq names its product neuropeptide S receptor-like. The transcript is spliced from 2 exons. Gene Ontology annotation, biological process: G protein-coupled receptor signaling pathway. NCBI's taxonomy places the organism in Eukaryota, Metazoa, Mollusca, Bivalvia, Ostreida, Ostreidae. The record is from RefSeq and is a predicted model, not a curated record. Gene Ontology annotation, cellular component: membrane. Gene Ontology annotation, molecular function: peptide binding; G protein-coupled receptor activity. Bases 343 to 1701 code for a protein of 452 amino acids.